Molecule: messenger RNA, 840 nt
Organism: Symbiodinium pilosum
Lineage: Eukaryota; Dinophyceae; Suessiales; Symbiodiniaceae
Source: the annotation of a GenBank genome assembly
GCACCCCUUGCGCCAUUUGCUGCAGCACCAGCUGGCCUUCCCUCCUCCGGCUCAACUGUGCCACCGCAAGCCGAGGCCCAAGGCUUUGAGGUGCCCCCGGGAAUGCGCCUGGAGCCGGUGACCCGCAUGCAGUCGGUAGAGCCUGUCACGCAGGAAGUGAGGCAGGCAGAGCCUGUCUCACGAGAAGUUGGCGGGGAGGAGCCGUCUUUGUCUCCGGAGGCGCGCUGGGACGAGAAGGACUCCACCCUCAUUCCCGAGGACCGGCCAGAGGGCCAACUCCAAGUCGAGCCCACUGCUACGCGCAAGGCGCUGGACGCAAUGUGCGGACUGGCCCAAGCCGCUGCCAAAAGCCAGGCCAGCACGGUGCGCAAGGAAAGCCGGGACAAGGCGAAAGACCGCAUCAGGGGGCGGCAGAAAGAGGCUGAACAGCAGUGGAUGAGCCGGCAAAAGCCGAAGCUCGGAGACUGGAGUCUGCUCCGACAGAGUGCCAUGCCUCGUGGGGCCCAGGAGCGUGCGUCUUCCGCCCCGCAGCAGUCCGCGGUGACACGACAGCGGCCCCUACGCGCAACCUUCGUGCCGCGGGACGCGGAGGGCAGGCAGAUUCAGUUCCAUCCGCCUGCCCGGGCGGAGCCACGCCGGAUGAAGGAGUCAGGCAAUCAGACGUGCAAGUGUGGCAGUCAUACUCUCUGCAUUUGUAACUACGCAAGCCGGAAUAAUUCGUGCCGCAAAAUCUACCAUGGAGCGGCACGCCCGGAAGGAAGAUGCGUCGUGCACAGUGGGGCAUUUAAGCGAAGCGGUAGCGCUCCUCGACCGGCAAGGGACGGGAUGACUCCCAUCUAG